AUGCUGCCAGGUUAUACUCCAUCUUCUCCGCCUCCUCGGUACAUGAGCACGGCAGGUCACGGCGAGAAAUCGCUUGCUCACACACCUGGGGAACGACCCGCCCCUACAAGCACAUUCACUAGACAUGAAGGUCGCACCUCCAUCAUUCUGGACUCACAAGAAGACAACAUCGAAAGACCAAGUUAUGGACGUCACGCUGUUGUUUCAGGCGUAAUAUAUUUCGAAAAUCCCUCUAUUGUAGCUGAAGUCGUCGUCAAGCUCGAAGGGAAAGUUGAAGUUUCCCUUCUCUCUACCGGAGACUCGACGUCUUAUAAAACAUUAAACACACACUGUCGCCUCACUUGGCAAACCUCUGGAAAUGGCACGACGUGCCCCAAUCUUGUACCAUUCCGGCUCCAUCUCCCUCCAACAUUUGAAUACGAGCAAGAAUCUCAUCGUAUGCCUCCUUCGUAUGAGAUAUUAUCACCUGGGUCGUCUGGCCAGUUUGUCCGGUGCCGCUAUCAACUAGUAGUUGCGAUUACUAAAAGACGAAGUGCAGUGUCUUUGAUGCGAGAUAAAAUUAUGACGAUUCCAUUCAACUACUACCCCCGAAUGCGGCCUGAAAUGCCCAUUGUCAGCGACGGACAUGAUUUCUUUGCUUCUAUCAAGAUGAAUCCAGGAGAAUGGCAUCAGGCGACCUCACAGUCUCAGCCCAGUAGCGGACAUCUCAGUCCGAUCACUGUCGACUUUUUUAUACCUGCGACUCGCAUAUUUGCUAUAACCGAUAUCAUACCCUUCCAUAUACAACUGUCGGGUGACAUAUCAUCGAUGAGAGCUUUCUUUCCUGAACUUCCACCCGAGGUCUACCCGCCCACGCUCCAACCCUUGAAGGCAUCUUGGAAACGCAAGAAACCACGGUGGAAGUUUCUUCGCUUACUUCUCGUGCGACAGGUUUCGGCCCAGAUCCAUGGCCAGACCUCUGAAGAUAACGCGCAGACCAGUGAGGGAACGAUUCUACCGUUACCGCCAGACAUUUUCGCGGUAUCAGAGAACCAAGAACUCCAGCUUCAUUGGAAAGGGGAGAUAACGGGCGGUCCGAACCUCGCGGUGGGUAGUUUCAGCGUGCCUAAUCUGUCAGUGCGAGACGUUCUCGUGUUAGCAUUGACGCCUGCAUCCAAAAGCCUCUUCCUAGAAGCCAAAUGCAUCGUGCCUAUUCGUCUUGUAACGGAUACUUGGUCUGGCGCCGACACAAGCCAAUCUCAAACUGCAGCGUAA
Molecule: messenger RNA, 1254 nt
Organism: Pleurotus ostreatus (oyster mushroom)
Lineage: Eukaryota; Fungi; Basidiomycota; Agaricomycetes; Agaricales; Pleurotaceae
Exons: 5
Coding region: 1-1254 (417 amino acids)
Source: RefSeq, a predicted model, not a curated record